Messenger RNA from Lacerta agilis (Sand lizard), 4982 nucleotides. RefSeq names its product nephrocystin 4 (gene NPHP4). The coding region runs from base 139 to 4443 and encodes 1434 amino acids. The record is from RefSeq and is a predicted model, not a curated record. Lineage: Eukaryota; Metazoa; Chordata; Lepidosauria; Squamata; Lacertidae. Gene Ontology annotation, biological process: protein localization to ciliary transition zone; negative regulation of canonical Wnt signaling pathway. Gene Ontology annotation, cellular component: non-motile cilium; ciliary base; ciliary transition zone. The transcript has 30 exons.
CCCCUCCAACCAAUAGGCGAGUGGUUCGUCCCGGACAAGAUGGCGGCGGCUGCGUGCCCAAAGAAGAAGAGCAUGAAAGCCGCAGGCAGAAUUUUCUGUGGCUGAGGUGAAAACGGUGCCAGCAUUUCAGGCAGCAGGAUGGGGGAGUGGCAAAGGCUCUUUGUACAAAACUUGACGGUUCCGCCACACAACCAGAGGAGACGGCACUCCCCACCCAGGGAAUCGACGGCGUUUCAGUUCAUCCUGAAGUCUGUGGAGGGAGAUGCAUUGAAGCUGAGAGCAUUGGACGAAAUGUCGGACGUGGAAUUCCAGCUGCGCCUUUCCUUCUUUGAUGUCACCUACCACCAUUUCUUUGGGAAGACCUGGAGGAGUGCUACAAAGCCCCUUAAAGCUGGGCUGGGACAUCCCCCUGCAGUGGUCUUCCACGAGACUGUUUAUUUCCACACAUCUUUGGAUUAUCCCAGCAUCGUUUUGGUGGUGGAGGUCGUAGCAACAGCCAGGAGGCGGGACGGCACCCUGCAGGAGAUGUCAUGUGGUUUUGGGAUCAUACAUUUGUUUACCAGCAGAUCUGAGCCAACAGACCUGAACUUGAAGGACAAAGGGCUCAGUUUGUAUCAUGGGACCCCACGAGCCCUCUUGCACCCACUUCUCCAAGAGCCAAUAGAGAUGAACAAGUACCUGAUGACGAUUGACAGCUGUCAUCUUCAAUGCAGCAUGCAGCCACACCCACCUCUGGAGGCUGUCUAUCACCUCCUGCCAGAGAACACCCCUGUGUCCAGCUUGCAGAGAAUCCCUGGCAUGCUAGCAGCACAUGAAGGAGACUUAUUCCAGAAGCCACGACUCAUGAAGACAGUGACGUGGUACUUGGAGAAGCUGUCCAUCCAUCUCUACCCUUCGUUGGAGAGAUUUGAAGAGGAGCUCUUGGACCUGCUCAUGAGUGAUCAGGGCAACUCGAUGCUGGAUGGGAACACCCUCGCGGUGCAGGAGAGGCGGCUGCACAUUGGGGUACACAACGGCUUUUGCUUUGUGCAGCCACCACAGGUGGUGGUGGUGGUGCCAGAGGCCGAGGUGGCUCGAGGGCGGACCGGCAGCUUACAGAGGAAACAAGGAGCCGGUGUCAGACCCAGUUCGGAGGGGCAAGCUCUUGUUCUGCGAAGCCGCAUACACUUGACAGAGAUGGUCCAUCACCCGGCCUUUGGAGUGGUCCUGCUGCUGGAGUACGUCUUCUCCGUGGCAAGUGGACCAGAUGGGAAGACGCCAUCCGUUACAUCGCUGACAACGCCGGCUUACAUGCACUCAAUUCGCUGGGCUGUUUGGAACCCCUCACCGGACGCAACUUCUUCAAACGUGGUCCUGCCAUUGCAAGGAGGAGUGCAACAUAAUCCCAGUCAUGUUUUGGUUUACAAGACACCACCAGCCACCAUGAGCUCUGAAGAGGUGAAGCAGGUUGAGUCAGGGACUGUUCAGUUCCACUUCUCCACUGGCUCCGAGGAACAACCUGCAGUGGCUGGAAAACCCUCAAGCAGCACGAAGGGAGAAGCUCCUCUCUCAAAGAAUCCUCCGCCCACGCCGUCCCCCAGGUCUCCACCUUCCCCCCAGGUGCUGGUUUCCACCCAAGAUUAUUCCCGAGGUCCUGGGCUGUCAAUAUCCCAGCUCUCUGUGCCUCCAGUGAGCUGCUCCUCCAAAACCCCAUCGCAGCCGUCUGGAGGGGCUCUGCCGUCCCAGUCCUCGGAGGCUCUGAGGCAGCUGCAGGAGCAGGAUAACCCGCGUGGAGCCAUCACCCACUUGGAGUCCAACCUCAGCUACACCUCGCUGGCCCAGGAAUCCCCCGCCGCAGAUCAGCUCCAGGAGCUGCCCUUCACACCAGUGCACGUGCCCAUCAUGGCCCUGGGGCCACACUCAGAAAGUCCUAGCACUGGCCUUACGCGGGCUGCUCUCGCCCGCUUGCGUGCAUCGGGAUUCCCUCAGCUCCUGGACUGCAACAAGGAGCCUAUCCAAAUUGUGGACCCUGUGGACCCUGUGAACUUCAUCCCACAGCGGGAAGAAGCUGACCUCCUGCAAAACAAUGAAAUUAUCCUGCAGUUUCUUGCAUUUACCAGGGCCGCAGAGGACAGGACAGCCUUCGAGACGUGGCCCAAAACCAUCUAUUUCACCUUCCAGUUCUACCGCUUCCCUCCGGUCACAACUCCCCGGUUGCAGCUGGUCAAUGCAGAUACCUCGAAGGCAGCUUCAUUCAUUUCAUCUUCUCACAUCUUGGUGCAAAUCAAGGAAGAUGGGACCCUGAACCUUGGCUCCCCAGGUUUCCAACUGAAAUAUAUGGUGGAUCCUGGUUUCCUCAAGCCAGGUGAGCAACGGUGGUUUAUCCGUUACCUGGCAGAGCACACCCUGCAAAUAGACGCGUGGGAUGGCGAUUCAUUGCUCCUCGUCGGAUCUGCUGCUGUGAAGCUGAAGCACUUGCUCCGCCAAGGCCGGACAGCUGUCCAAGUCCACCGUGAGCUGGAGGUUAUCACCAUGGAAUACAAGCAGGACACAACCGUGAUGAGUGGGGAGAUUCUCAAGCACGGGGGUGUGAAGCCCAUUGGAGUUCAUGCUGUUGUGCGAGGGCGUCUCCACCUGAGCCUGGCUAACAUCGGCCAUCUGUGUGAACAAAGGCAGAGGAAGUCCGUCUCUUUGCCACCUUCUCGCUCUCGGAUCAUCUCUUCCCAUGACGGGAACAGUGGCUUCCACGGGGGCAGCUUGCUGUCUGCAAAUGCUUACAGUGUUGGGAACGUGUGCCAGGCACAAAAACUGGCUGAUGUGGACAGCGAGCUGGCAGGCAUGCUCUUCUCGCGCCUGCGCGAAGUCAGCGCCACGUUCCAGCACAGCAGCCGUGAGGCCAGCGUCACCCGGAGGCGGAAACUGGAGAGGAUGCUGUCGGUCCGGAGGCGGGAGUCCCAAGAGGGCGAUGCUGCGAAGAAAACCAGCCUCAUCAUGGGACGGCAUGAGGAUCGCAUUCAGCACUCCCGGGACCUCCAGAUCAUCGAGGCCUACCGGGAGCGAAUCAAAGCCGAGAGCAUCGCCAGCAUGCUGAGCCAGGCCAUUACCACCCGUCACACCCUCUACGCCACAUUUGGCACGGCUGAGUUCUUUGAGUUUGCCCUGAAGAACCCGUAUAAUGUCCAGCACACGGUCACCAUAGAGACGGACAACCCAGAGCUCAGUGUCAUUGUGGACACUAGAGAAUGGAGGCACUUCAAGAAGCUGACCCAAACCACCACCCCUCUGGAGGAGGACAUGUUUCACCUGCAGGACGACCUCACGCCUCAGGUGUACCUGCGCCCCAAGGAGACGGUCCACAUCCCCUUCAAGUACCAGGCCUUCUCCCUGGAGCAUGCUGCCACCAUGCAGCAAGGUCCCGCGGAGCUGAUGUUCAGCAAAGGCAAGGAGGACUCCGCAGCCCCCUGGAAGUCCUGUGGCAUACAAACAAAGCACAUCAGGGUCUCCUUCACUGCAAGCGGCGGGAAGCUCCUUGCCAUCCUCAGUGUGAAUGUGGAAUCCCAGCCGCACGUGGUGGAUCAGACGUUCCGCUUCUAUCACCCGGAGCUCACCUUUCUCAAGAAAUCCAUCCGUUUGCCUCCUUGGCACACCCUUCCAGGUGCCCCAGUGGGUAUGCCGGGUGGAGAACCAGAGAUGUUUGUGCGUUGCAGUGACCCAAACAUCGUUUGUGAAACCAAGAAAAUGGGUCCUGGCGAACCUCAGGAUGUCUUUCUGAAAGUCGCAGGGGGCCCAAGUCCACAGAUCAAGAGGUUCUUCCUUUCUAUUUACACGGACCCCUGGCUGGCUGCUCCGACACAGAUCUGGCAAUUCUACCUCCAUUCUUUGCAGCGGGUGGAUGUUAGCUGCAUAACAGGGCAGCUGACCCGCCUUUCACUGGUGCUCAGAGGGACUCAAGCCAUCCGGAAGGUGAAAGCGUACACCUCACACCCGCAUGAACUGACGGUGGACCCAGAAGGCAUCUUCAUCCUCCCUGCAAAUGGCGUGCAAGAUCUGCACCUUGGCGUGAGGCCUCAGAGUGCCGGCAGCCGGUUUGUCUACCUCAACCUGGUGGAUGUCGAAUACCAUCAGCUUGUCUCUUCCUGGCUGGUGUGCUUAUCCUGCCGGCAGCCUCUUGUCUCCAAGGCUUUUGAAAUCGUGCUCCCCCCUGGUGGAGGGAAAGGCUCAAACAAGAGGAUCACCUACGCCAACCCCUAUCCAUCCCGGAGGGUCUAUUUCCUGCACACCAACCGGCCGGACCUUCUACAGUUCAAGGAGGAUUCCUUUGAGAUCGGUGGAGGGGAGACGUACACCAUCGGUUUGCGAUUUGCCCCGAGCCAGAGUGCUGGCGAAGAGGAAAUCCUGAUUUAUAUCAAUGAUCAUGAAGACAAGAACGAAGAGACUUUCUGCGUGAAGGUCACCUACCAGUAGUGUUGUAAGGUGUAUGUGUUUGUGUGCCCUUGCCUCGAUUGUUUUCCACUCUCCUGCAAUCCAUCAAACUUCCCUAAAGGGACAGUCCUGCUCCCUUCACGAUCCCCGUCUGCAAACAGCCUUUGCACCCCUGAAUUGUCGCUGACCACAAGUCUGCAGAGAGAUUACCUCCCCCACCCUGCUACCUCAGAGCGGUGGGACACAUGGCCUCCACUUGAGUGUACUUUAGCUUGCAUCCCAUCGAGCCCCUGCUAAGCCUGCGUGAUUGAUUGCCCGAGUGGAUUCCUGGGACGUCAGCACGACCUCCAACCAUGCAGCUGAGUCGCGCCUGUUAUACCCCCACCCCCUUUCCUUCUGGCUCCGGAUCGAAAAUUCAUUUCUCUCGCCAUGAAAUGUCACUGGCUGGUAGAAGGCAGCUGAGGCUUUCAGAUCUUUAACACGGCAGUGCAAGCUUGUUUGCCAAUUUGUUUGGUUUUGUAACAUUAUUUUUACACAGAGUUUGGGUUUGGGGCAUGUUUGGGUGUUUGUUUGUUUUUUAA